Messenger RNA from Gavialis gangeticus (Gharial), 3834 nucleotides. It is a transcript of the gene COL9A1, whose product is annotated as collagen type IX alpha 1 chain. The transcript is spliced from 36 exons. Gene Ontology annotation, cellular component: collagen type IX trimer. The coding region runs from base 91 to 2814 and encodes 907 amino acids. Lineage: Eukaryota; Metazoa; Chordata; Crocodylia; Gavialidae. The record is from RefSeq and is a predicted model, not a curated record.
CUUUGAGGGGGCUAAUGACAGGAGAUCACAGGGCAUAAGUAUACCCCCCAAAUACUCACAUGAGAGAGCUGAAAAAAACCAGGAGAGAAAAUGAAAAGCAACUGGCAACUUCCAGCUUUCUUGUACAUAUGUAGUUUUCUGGGGUCUUUGGUGUCAGCUACUGUUCAGCAUCAAACAAGAUUUCCAGUCACUUUUGCUUCUAACCAAAACACCGAUCUUUGCCCAACAAUCAGGAUUGGCCAAGAUGACUUGCCAGGUUAUGACCUGAUUUCUCAGUUCCAGAUAGAUAAAGCUGCCUCCCGAGGAGUUAUCCAGAGAGUGGUAGGCUCCACAGCUUUACAGGUGGCUUAUAAAUUUGGCAGCAAUGUCGACUUCAGGAUCCCAACCAGGGCUUUGUAUCCCAACGGAUUGCCUGAUGAAUAUUCCUUUCUAACUACUUUUCGGAUGACUGGAAGCACACUUCAGAAAUACUGGAGUAUUUGGCAGGUUCAGGAUUCUUCAGGAAAAGAACAAGUUGGAGUGAAGCUUAAUGGUCCAGCUAAGAGUGUUGAGUUUUCUUAUACGGGACUGGAUGGAAGUCUCCAGACUGCAAACUUUUUGCAUUUGCCUUUUCUGUUUGAUUCCCAAUGGCACAAGCUUAUGAUCAGCGUGGAGAAGACCAGUGUCACUCUUUUUAUUGACUGCCUUAAGGUAGAAUCCUUAAACAUAAAACCAAAGGGCAAAAUCAACACUGAUGGCUUUGCUGUGCUGGGAAAACUUAACAAUAAUCCUAAAAUUUCAGUUCCGUUUGAACUCCAGUGGAUGCUGAUUCAUUGCGACCCUCUGCGACCACAAAGAGAAACAUGCAGUGAACUUUCAUCCCGGACCUGGGUAAGGAGCUUUCUCAUCCUUAAUCAGACUACUGUGGAGUCUACAUCUUCAGCCUCUUCCUCUGGGUUAACAAUAAGCCAGACAGCUGUGCUGAGACGGGUGGGGACGGAGCAGCACCGACCGCUGGAAGCUGCUUUGAUCCAGAGGAUACAAGGACUGACAGGACCUGAUGGAUCAUUUGGCCCAUCUGGUCGAAAAGGACAAAAGGGUGAACCUGGAUUACCCGGAGCUCGUGGGCUUCCAGGUAAGGGAAUUCUUGGAUCAGCUGGUCCCCCUGGUGCAGCAGGACUUCCUGGUGAAGUUGGCCGUGUUGGUCCACCUGGUGAUCCUGGGAAGAGAGGACUACCAGGCCUACCAGGACCACCAGGCCAAAGGGGAACAAUUGGGCUACAUGAUGGAGAUCCACUGUGUCCCAAUGCUUGUCCACCUGGUCGUCCAGGACAUGCUGGCCUGUCAGGAAUGAAGGGUCAUAAAGGUGCAAAAGGAGAGCCUGGUGAACCAGGAAGACAGGGUCAUAAGGGUGAGGAAGGAGACCAAGGAAUCCUAGGUGAUGUUGGAACUCAAGGCCCUCCAGGCCCUCCAGGUUCAAGAGGUAUGAUUGGUAUAAUGGGACCAAAAGGUGACAAGGGUGCUCGUGGGCUGGAUGGUGACCCGGGUCCCCGAGGUCUCCCUGGUGCACCUGGUGACCAAGGACAGAGAGGUUCUCUUGGAGAGUUAGGUCCGAAGGGAGACAGAGGCCCUCCUGGUCCAAGAGGAAUAACUGGUCUCCCUGGGCCAAAAGGACAACCUGGCUUGCCAGGAGUUGAUGGCCGGGAAGGGAUCCCUGGAAUGCCUGGAGCAAAGGGUGAACCAGGUAAACCUGGCGCUCCAGGGGAUGCAGGACUUCAGGGACUGCCAGGUUUACCUGGUUUUCCAGGUGCAAAAGGUGUUUCUGGACCAAAGGGUAAUAGAGGACCCCCUGGAGUACCAGGUUUGAUGGGAAAUUCUGGUAAACCUGGAGAACAAGGGGUAGCAGGGGCAGUGGGACCAAUAGGACCAAGGGGACCACCAGGUGGUAGAGGUGACCCAGGUCCUGCUGGUCCUCCAGGACCACCAGGGAAACAGGGCUCUGAAGGGGAUAUAGGACUUCCAGGACUCCCUGGUCCUCCAGGCCUCCUUGGUGUUAAAGGUGACAGGGGCACAGUUGGUGAGCCAGGUCCUAAAGGUGAACAAGGUACUGCUGGAUCUGAAGGAGAACCAGGAGGAAGGGGUGACCUGGGUGAUAUGGGACUGCCGGGCCCAAAGGGAUCUGCUGGUAACCCUGGAGAACCUGGUUCUCGGGGGCCUGAAGGAAGUCGUGGAUUGCCUGGCAUGGAAGGGCCACGUGGAUCACCUGGACCUCGUGGUAUGCAGGGUGAGCAAGGUGCUCCGGGUCUGCCUGGCAGCCAGGGUCCAGCCGGUAGAGAGCCAACAGAUCAGCACAUUAAGCAGGUUUGCAUGAGAGUCAUGCAAGAACAACUGGCUCAGCUGGCGGCCAGUCUUAGGAGGCCUGAAUUUGGUGCUACAGGUCUUCCAGGUAGACCUGGACCACCUGGUGCUCCUGGACCUGCUGGAGAAAAUGGCUUCCCAGGACAGCUUGGACCUCGUGGUCUACCAGGCCUCAAAGGACCUCCUGGUGAGAUUGGUCGCAAAGGUCCAAAAGGUGAUGCUGGUGAAAAGGGGGACAGAGGAUUUCCUGGCAGAGGACCCAAAGGCUUACCUGGAACAACAGGUCUUCCAGGUGAACCAGGCAAACCCAGCUAUGGUAGGGAAGGACGUGAUGGGCUACAAGGCCCACCAGGUAUAGCUGGUCAGCCUGGAGUUCCUGGUCCUCCAGGUCCUCCUGGUCCUCCAGGAUAUUGUGAGCCAUCAUCUUGCACAGUGCAGGCUGGACAGAGAGCUGGUAAGAAUGUGAAAGGGCCAUGAAAUUGCAACGCAAGUACCAGGAAAUGUUAGCAUCAAUUUACUACCUGCACAUACAGCUGACACAGAGGAGAAACAUACCAAACAAGGAAAACUUCAUCAACCAAGGCUUCAAUAGGAAAAAACUUUAACACUUUGUUGUACCAUCUUUCAAAUGUUUGUUGGCAAUACAAUUUGGAACAGCGGUGCUUUCAAAACUGCAUAGGCAAGGCCUUUGGGCUUUGUCUUUGCCCUAGGGAUACAAGGCAGUUUUCAAAUAAAUUAUUUUAAAAAUAAAGGCAUUUUUCAGUCAUACCCCUGCCAUGAUAAUGUUCAGUGAUAUACUGGGUUUUAGGGCCAAGACUAAAUAAAAAAGAAGGAAUGUUUUUCUUACCUCAUUUCUAGCUAUAAUUCCUUUGGGUUAUAUUUGGAAAAUAAAUUCCAUAGAUGCCAACUUAACUGAUCACAUCACCUUGUCUACAUUCAUUCUACCAGGUGUUUGUUUCUUUUUCUCUACAAAUUACUGUGAUUUCAACAGUCAUGGCUGCCAAGCCACACUGAAUACCUUUUAUGCUGUAAAUCUUUGUAAAUGUGUGAUCGUUAUGAAGAAGUCAUGUAGAAUAAUCUAUGCAUAAUACCAGCUUUUAGUUUCUGCUCCAGUUUGUGUUGAAUCCCUAAUUUUGUUUGAAGCCUGUUCCAUCUUGGGUCCUUCUGGGUAAAAUCUAAGAAGGCAAGAAGCCACUGGUAAGGGAAUUUUAAUUCCCAGAAAUAAAUACGUUUUAUAGCUCAGAUUAUUUAUUUUAAAGAUCUAAAAUGACAUCGCUGGUUGUACAAAAGGAAAAAAUAAAUAAUGUUUCUUAACCCCUUGCAUGUUUUUGAAUGAAUGAUCUUAUAUGGUACAGUUAAAAAUAGCUCAGUUAGAAAAGCCCCAUUAGAUAUGUCCAGAUUCUGCCUUAUCUAUUGCAACUUCAUUUUUAAAGAAAUAUGUGCAAUGCAGAUAUUUUUUGUUUCUUGCUGUGUAAAUUAAAGUAUUGGUGUUUUGGA